AUGUCGAUUCCACCCGGGCACGAUCACAGCCAAAUGGGAUACCCGCCUCCAGGCUCGGGUGUUGCGCAACCGCCUCCACCGCAGCAACAGCAGCCGCCGGUGAUCAAUCGACAACCCACGGCGCCCAAGUUCGAGGACAGCCCCGGACCCGAGAUCAAACAAGAAGGCGGCACGAAGGCGAAGAGGAGGUGUGUUACGACCGCAUGCUUCCCGUGUCGAAGACGGAAGUCUAAGUGUGAUGGUGGGUUACCGGUGUGUUUGACGUGUCAGUUGUAUAAGACGGAGUGUGCGUACGACACCGAAUCGGAUCGAAGAAGAAAUAGAACACAUUCCCGACAACACGUCGACGCACUCAAAAUCCGCGUCGGCGCACUCGAAGCGCUCAUCACAUCCCUCCAAUCCUGCCCCCGCGACAAAACAGACUCACUCCUCUCCUACAUCCGCGACACUCCCCUCGAAACCCUCAUCCUCGAUUUCGACCCCGCGAACAAUACCCCACAAAAUGCCGAAGGGAGCGGGACGCGAACACCGAUUGGCCCAUCCCUCGUGACUGAUUUAAGUGAGGUUAUGGGACAGUUACGGGUUGAUGAUGCUGGAGAAUUGAGGUUUUUCGGGCCGACGAGUAAUUUGAAUUUAGUGGAGGGGAGUGAGAAAGAUACCCCUGCGACUCAGCGAAGUAUAUCCCUCUCUCCGCGAGCACAGACAGCGAAGAUGGCGAAUACGUGGUAUGAUUCUACCCUCGUCUCUCAUCUCUUGGAGCUGUAUUGGACGUGGCAGCAUCCCUAUUUCGUGGUGUUGGAUCGCACGGCGUUCAUGAGAGAUUAUCAUGCGGGUGGGGGCAAAUACUAUUCGGAGCUGUUGUUGAAUGCGAUUUUGGCGCAUGCGGCGCCGUAUAGUUCGAGAUCUGAUCUCAGGGAUGUCGGGGGUGAGGUGUGUACGGCAGGAUACCACUUCUACCAGCGUGCUCGUGAGCUACUCGAGGAUGAGUUGGAGAAGCCGUCCAUCACCACUGUGCAAGCACUUGCGUUGUUGGGGUCCAGGGAGGCGGGGUGUGGACGCGAUGCACGCGGGUGGAUCUUCUCGGGUAUGAGUUUCCGGAUGGCGUUGGAUUUGGGGCUACACUUGGAUUGUCGGCGAUUCGUGGAAGUCGGUGCGAUGCGUGCUGAAGAGGCCGAGAUUCGGAGUGUCACGUUUUGGGGAUGUUAUGUCUUCGACAAAGGAUGGUCCACCUACAUGGGACGACCAUCUCUCAUACCUGCCGACGACGUCACGGUUCCGAAACCGAAUAUCUCCCUAAACGAGGAAGCGUUACCCUGGCGCGCAUAUUAUGAACCGAGCUUUCCGAUUCAGCAAUUGCCGGACGUGCCGUUGCAUUUGUAUUCGACUUUUGGGAGUAUUUGUUCGUUGACGGAGAUUCUGGGGAGUUUGAUGCAGGGGUUGUAUUCGAGUAGUCCGACGAAGGUUGGGGCCAGUGGGAGGGUGGGUAGGGUUGGGGAGAUUUGGACAAGAUUGAGGGGGUGGGAGGAUGGGUUGGAGGGGUGGGCAAAGGUUGGAGGGGUUGGCAGCGGUCCUGGGGAUGUUGGAUUGCCGAGUGUUGUCUUGAUGCAUAUGAUGUACCAUACGACGGUUAUCCUACUGUUCAGGCCAUUUUUGGCGAAGAAGGAGCCGGUGUUGAAGGGGACUGCACUGCCGAGGCAGAUGUGCACGAAUGCGGCUAUGGCGAUCGCGAAUCUGUUGACGUACUACCGUCAGCGGUUUUCGUUGCGCUACGUUGUUAACCUCUCGGUGCAUAUCCUCUUCACGGCGUGUACGAUCCAUCUUGUGGACGCCACGGUCGCGACUUCUUCGGUCGAGUCUCGUGCGGAGUCUAGAAAGGCGUUGAGGGUGUGUUCCGAUGGGUUGGCGGAGAUUUCGAAUACGUGGGAGAGUGCGUCGAGGUCGUUGAGGGUUGUUGGUGCACUUGCGAGGAAGUGGAAUGUCGGCUCGAAGGAUGACUUCCCGUCGCUUGUGCCGCCUGGUGCAGAAGGGUUACCGAGUCCCGAGAUGCACCUGAGGAACUGGCAGCCGGUUGGAAUGGCUUCCACGCCUGGUCCUUUGGACUUCUUUGCUGAUGCUGGAGUGGUUGGGUGGGAUAACUCUGGAGCCGGGGUUGGGAACAAUGGUGUUGCGCCUGUGAUGCCUGUACCGGGUGUCUUGCCGGGAUUCCCUGCGUUCAUGGAUCUGAAUAACAUGGCGUGGGGAGUCGGACAUGGGGAUAUGACUGGUGCGGCACAAGGUCAUCAGGGAUACCUUCCUGGACCGUAA
Molecule: messenger RNA, 2304 nt
Organism: Saitoella complicata NRRL Y-17804
Lineage: Eukaryota; Fungi; Ascomycota; Saitoellomycetes; Saitoellales; Saitoellaceae
Exons: 3
Coding region: 1-2304 (767 amino acids)
Biological process (GO): DNA-templated transcription; regulation of DNA-templated transcription
Molecular function (GO): zinc ion binding; DNA-binding transcription factor activity, RNA polymerase II-specific; DNA binding
Source: RefSeq, a predicted model, not a curated record